Molecule: messenger RNA, 1527 nt
Organism: Cadophora gregata
Lineage: Eukaryota; Fungi; Ascomycota; Leotiomycetes; Helotiales; Ploettnerulaceae
Exons: 1
Coding region: 1-1527 (508 amino acids)
Source: RefSeq, a predicted model, not a curated record
AUGGACUGCGCCAGGCAAGAUUUCGACGAGCUCGCUUGGGAUAAAAACGACGAAGAAUGGGAAGAGGCUAAGAAAGCGCUGAGCAAGAAGUCCUUGUGCCGUCGUCUCGAAUUAUUGGUAACGGAGAAGUUUGGACAGCCAGCAACCUGGAUUUCGCCAAUGAUCAUUGGCGGAUUCAACAACCUAUAUCGAAUACACGUCGAAGAUUUCUCACCCGAUGUUCUAGUCCGACGACCCUCUAUCAGUCAAGCCCAGUUUCCAGAGGAGAAAACUCUUCGAGAGGCAGCAACUAUGAAGUACAUACUGCAAAAAACUCACAUACCCACUCCGCGGGUAUUUUUCUACAGUGCUUCCUCUGAUGUCGGACCAUUCCUCAUCAUAGAGCGAGUUGAGAAUAAAUCAACUUUGUCACAUGCCCUAACUACACCCGGACUUGAUCGUUCAGUUACUCAUGCCUUGGAUCCCAAAAUUUCGCACACGAAACUCCAAGAUCUCUACCUUAAGGUAGCGAGUAUUGUGUUGGAACUCUCACACCACAAAUUUAAACGAAUCGGAUCCUUGGUUGAAGCAGACGAUGGUUCUUUCGUCGUUCGUGGACGACCCAUUACACAGAAUAUGAGCGAUAUGCUCCAACUUGCCAACAUUCCUUCCGCUAUCUUCUAUCCAGAGGACAAAACUUUCGGUUCGUCUGACGAGUACUACUUGAAUCUAGCGCAGGGCCAUCUAGCACAGUUGAUAUUCCAGCAAAACGACUUAGUCAAAUCAGCAGAUGAUUGUCGUAACAAGUACGUUGCACGACACCUUUUCCAUCAAUUGGCAGAAAAAGGCCGCCUUUCUCUAUUCGGCUUCCGGGAGGAUAACUGGUCUGCCUUAUCACGAGCCAAAACUUCCACUCUCUUGCCAAGCCCCUCGAACACACACUCGUUUAGGCUCUAUGGUGAUGACUUCCGUCCAGGAAAUAUACUUAUCAACGAGGGCAACGAGGUUGUCUCGGUAAUUGACUGGGAGUUUACAUAUGCUGCACCCACACAGUUUGUGCUUGAUCCUCCCUGGUGGUUGUUACUUGACACUCCGGAGAUGUGGGAUGCCGGUAUUGACGACUGGGUGGAGAGGUAUAAGUCUUCACUUGAGAUAUGGCUGUCCGCCAUGAAAGAGGCUGAAAAUAGAGAAGCUUAUCAAAACCGUGACUCCAAGUUUACGGACAUACCUCUGUCGUCAUACAUGAGGGAGAGCUGGGAAACUGGGCGAUUUUGGUUGAAUUAUGCAGCAAGGAAGAGCUGGGCACUGGAUACCAUCUACUGGAAGUUUUUGGAUGAGAGAUUUUUUGGACGAAGGGUAGAUCACGUUGAGCAGAAUGAACUUUGGAAGACAAGACUGGAUCUUCUAAGCGAAGGAGCUAGGAAAGCAAUGGAGCCGUUUGUACAGCGCAAGGUAGAGGAGAUGAAGGUGCGGAAAUUAAUCCACUGGGAUCCGGAAGCAGCGAGGGCUCGUCUGAAAAGAGUGCUCCUAGAUAGCGGAAUAGAUUAA